Molecule: messenger RNA, 2413 nt
Organism: Rubroshorea leprosula
Lineage: Eukaryota; Viridiplantae; Streptophyta; Magnoliopsida; Malvales; Dipterocarpaceae
Source: the annotation of a GenBank genome assembly
CAAACUUUGUUUCCAUGAUCCAUCGCAUAUGUUGUCUUCUUGGAAAGGCAAUGACUGUUGUGAAUGGAGAGGAGUAGGCUGUGACAAAAAUAGUGGAUAUGUUGUCUCACUUCAACUCCAGGGAUCAAUAUCUGAUCAACUUUAUUGGUACGGUAUUGGCAAACAACAACCUCUAUUGUAUUUGAUUGAUGAUGUAGAGGAGGUUGUUUCAAGUUUGCUCAAGCUGAGAUACUUGGAACACCUAGACUUGAGCAACAAUAAUUUCAAUUGUAAUCUUAUUCCACCCUCUUUUGGCUUGAUGAAGCAGCUGAGGUACCUAAAUCUCUCUUUUGUGCAAUUUAGAGGAAGAAUCCCUAGUGAACUUGGAAAUCUUUCAAGGCUUCGUGCUCUUGAUCUUUCUCAGUAUUAUGGGGGAUUGCAUGUUGGUGAUGACAUUCAGUGGAUUUCUCAUCUCUCCUCUUUGCAACGACUUGAUAUGAAUGGAGUAAAUCUAAGCCAUGCCUCAUCAAACUUGUUCCAGGUACUUGGCAUGCUUCCUUCACUAUCAUGGUUAAGUCUGUCAUGGUGUAGUCUAAAAAAUUAUCAAUUGCCAUCUCGCAACCAUCCCCUUAAUUUUACAUUGCUUGACAAUAUUCAGCACUUAGCUCUUUUCGCUAACUUUUUCCAAGGUCCAAUACCUAUAUUUAUCCAAAACAUGACUUCCUUGAUAUUUCUUGGUCUUUCUGGCAAUCAAUUGAAUGGGAGUAUUCCAGAUAGCAUCGGACAACUUUUUAGGUUAGAGAGGAUAUAUCUUUCUACCUAUCAAUUAAGUGGAAGUAUUCCAGAUAGCAUUGGACAACUUUCUAAGUUAGAGAGGAUAGAUCUUUCUACCAAUCAAUUGAUUGGAAGUAUUCCAGAUAGCAUCGGACAACUUUUUAAGUUAGAGAUGCUAGAUCUUUCUGACAAUCAAUUGAGUGGAAGUAUUCCAAAUAGUAUCGGGCAACUUUCCAAGUUAGAGAUGAUAGAGCUUUCUCACAAUCAAUUGAGUGGAAGUAUUCCAGAUAGCAUCGGGCAACUUUUUAAGUUAGAGAGCAUAGGUCUUUCUGUCAAUCUAUUGAGUGGGAGUAUUUCAAAUAGCAUCGCGCAACUUUCUAAGUUAGAGAGGAUAGAUCUUUGUUGCAAUCAAUUGAGUGGAAGUAUUCCAGAUAGCAUCGGGCAACUUUCCAAGUUAGAAAGGAUAGAUCUUUCUCGCAAUCAAUUGAGUGGGAGUAUUCCAUAUAGCAUUGGGCAACUUUCUAUGUUAGAGAGCAUAGAUCUUUCUGGCAAUCAAUUGGGUGGGAGUAUUCCAGAUAGCAUUGGGCAACUUUCUAAGUUAGAGAGCAUAGCUCUUUCUGAAUUUCCUGAAUGGCUUCAAUUGCCAAAGACAAUAUUCAUGGUUGAUCUCUCCAAUCUUAGCAUCUCAGGUCCUCUUCCAGAAAACAUAGAUCUUGCGGACAACAAUCUAACAGGAAGUAUUCCUCCUUGUUUUGGAAAGUUUCCACUUAUGGUGAAUGCAACAAAAGUGAUCCAUGACGAUUCUGGGUAUUGGGAUCAAACACUUUUGAUGGAGGUUGUGAAAGGGAGAUACCUUGAGUAUACAAAAAAACCUUUGAGACUUGAGAUGAGUAUAGAUCUUUCGAGUAACAAUCUAAUGGGAUCCAUACCAGAGGAGCUAAUUUUCCUUAAGGAUUUGCACAAUUUGAAUCUGUCUUGGAAUCAUCUCUCAGGAAAGAUUCCUGAGAAAAUUGGACAAAUGGAGAAUUUGGAAUCUCUUGAUUUCUCAAAGAAUGCCCUCUCAGGAAUGAUUCCGAACAGCAUGUCAGGUUUAACCAAGUUAAGCCACCUCAACUUGUCCUACAACAACUUGUCAGGGCCAAUUCCAACAGGCUAUCAACUCCAAACACUCGACGAUCCAACCAUAUAUGCUGGCAAUCCUCAACUCUGUGGAGCUCCAUUCUUGAAGAUAUGCCCGAAUAAUGCACUACCUCCAACAACUACCAACUUUAAGGACAACAAUGAAGGUGCACUUAAAAGAAUGUGGUUUUACAUUGUCGUGAUGUUAGGCUUUUCAACUGGAUUCUGGGGAGUUGUGGGAACUUUGAUUUUGGUGAAAAGUUGGAGAUAUGCUUAUUUUCAAUGGGUGGAUGAUGUCCAACACUGGAUACUUGUGGUUAUAACAUUGAAGGUGGCACAAUUCAAGAAGAUGUUCAAUGGCAAUCGAGAUGAUCAAUGAGUUAUAUGUGGAGUAUGUUGUUGUUGCUAUAUUAAGUUAGUUGAACAACCUCAUGUUGUAGGUUAUGGUGUUGGGUCCAACUUUGAAUGGCCCAACAUUGAAUAGGCUAAUUUUAAAUAAACACACUUGUAAAGUUUUCAAUAAUAUAACAUAGGCUAUAGU